Molecule: messenger RNA, 2990 nt
Organism: Pungitius pungitius (ninespine stickleback)
Lineage: Eukaryota; Metazoa; Chordata; Actinopteri; Perciformes; Gasterosteidae
Gene: shpk
Product: sedoheptulokinase
Exons: 7
Coding region: 200-1579 (459 amino acids)
Biological process (GO): glycerol metabolic process; cellular response to lipopolysaccharide; phosphorylation
Cellular component (GO): cytosol
Molecular function (GO): sedoheptulokinase activity
Source: RefSeq, a predicted model, not a curated record
UUCCCCCUCUUCGGCAUGAUGGUGCAAACAGAAAUAAUAUACUACAUAUUUUGGAGAUUUUUUUUCUGAGAUUUUUCUUCACUAUUUUAUAGAAGCAUGUCAUCUGUGGGUGUACUGUUCAAAUGCCAGAAUUACUACACCAUUGAAUGCAGCAUAGUGGAUUUUGCCAGAGUGACACAACACCGUUUCAUGAUCAGCAAUGUCUACCUAUAUCCUUGGUGUGGACGUUGGCACCACGUCGGUAAAAGCUGUUUUAUUAGAAACUGGCUCCAGGUCGGUGGCUGCGAGUCACGCUUUGCCAACUUUGUCUGAUAUAACAGACCAAAGCGGAAUAAAGGCCAAAGAGCAGGAGACCGGCCGGAUAAUAGACACUCUGAACCGGUGCAUCGGCCUGCUGCCAAGAGACAAACUGCAGCAUGUCAUCAGCAUCGGGCUGUCCGGGCAGAUGCACGGGCUUUUACUCUGGAAAGCCAGGAGCGGUUGUGUUUGGUCCAAGAGCAAUUUCUUUACCAGCGGAGACACCAGUCAGCUGAUCACCUGGCAGGAUGGACGCUGCAGCAGCAACUUCCUGUCCUCUCUUCCAAAACCACACUCGCAUCUCAGUGUAGCCACAGGGUUCGGCUGUGCAUCAAUCCUCUGGCAUGCAAAGCACAGACCUGAGUUCCUCGAGGACUUCACCGUGGCAGGUACCAUCCAGGACUAUGUGGCGUCCAUGCUGUGUGGUCUGGAGGGGUGUGUGAUGACGCCCCAAAAUGCCGCCAGCUGGGGCUUCUUCAACACCUCCUCCAACCAGUGGAACAUUGACAUCCUGAAGGGUGCCGGCUUCCCUCUGCACCUGCUCCCUCAGUGUGUGCCAUCUGGUGGCAUGGCGGGACAAACGUGCUCUGAAUGGCAUGGUGUCCCUGCUGGUACGCCAGUAGGAGCCGCCCUGGGAGACCUUCAGUGUUCCGUGUACUCCUGCAUGAGUGCUGGAACAGAUGCAGUUCUUAACAUAAGCACUUCAGCGCAGCUGAGCUUUGCCAUGCCAGCCAACUUCCAACCUCCAGAUUCUCCUCAGCCCGCCUCCUCCAUCUCCUACUUCCCCUACUUCGGCGACUCGUACUUGGCAGUGGCGGCUUCGCUCAACGGCGGGAAUGUAAUAGCCACUUUUGUGGGAAUGCUCACUUCCUGGAUGAAAGAACUCGGGGCAGAGAUGAGUGAUUCUGGCUUGUACGAGAAGCUGAUUGACUGCGGCCUGAAUGCGGGAACGAGCGACCUGAGGGUGAGUCCUACAAUCCUGGGGGAGAGGCACAACCCGCUCUGCCUGGGUCAGGUCGCCAACAUCUCUCCUGCCAAUCUCUCCCUGGGUCAUCUGACCAGGGCGCUGUGCCGCGGAGUGCUGGACAACCUCACCUCCAUGAUGCCCGCUGAGCGUUUGAAGCAGGCCGGAGUCAGCAGGAUUGUGGGCAGCGGGAGCGCCAUCGCCCGCAAUGAGGUGCUAAGGCAGGAGGUGGAGAAGGCGUUUACUCAGCCGGUGGUGUACGGCCAGAACGCAGACUCUGCUGUGGGCGCGGCCAUGGUGCUCCGUGACCUGCUCUGAACCGGAGGUCUAAUCUACAAGGCAAUCAAUGUCUGUUCACAGGACUACGUAAACAUUUUGCACGUAUGAGAACCUUAAAGAACGUAAUUGCUUAUUUUUAAAAAGGUAAUAAUCCAGCAAGGUGUAUUUUGCAUUGCGAAGUAAAAGAUGCCUUAUGCCUUAUGAUUUUUUUAAUGAUACAUCUCGUUCUUGCUCAUUUACCGUGUAUUCCGGAAAUGUAUUGUAUAAAUUCGUGAAGUUGACCAAAAUCAAUAUGCUGCUACACUGCUUGGAUCGCAGAUUUCUGAUGCAUCAUAGGAUUUCCUCUUGGCUUCCUUCUUUAGAUAAAACCAUAGCUGCAGCAGGGUUUAUCAGCGAGAUGAUGGAUAACCGCUAGUAGCGUGUUGGCACUCAUGUGGAAAAUAGACCAUAAAGGAGAUGUUUUCCUCAGUUUAAUUUCCUUCACAUCUGUCUCAUGAUUUCAAUGUUGCAUACAAGGAGCUUAUAUUCUUUUAAUUUACAAAAAGUCUAUGAAGUCAAUUCCAAGUCAAACAUUGAAAAAAUUGAUAUGCAAUAGGGUUAAGAUCACUUUUGAAUGGGAUCUUAACCCUGUUGCAUAUCACAUUUUCAAUGAAUUUAGAAGCCUUGCUUUGGUACCAGAAUAAAUAAGACAUUUAUCACAUAUCCAUUUAUUGUAAACAUUCGUCCAUGUCUGGUCCUGUAGGAAUGAUGAGGGGGAUGGUUUCUUUAGGCCUUUUUUUAGUGAGCUGAUUGGUGAUUAGAGUGAAUAUUUGAUCAGACUGUUUGCAGAUCCUUGGAUUCAAAGAUUCUGGUUGUAUUUUAUUUAAAUGUUGUACUUCCUGUGUCCUUGUUUUAGCAGGGGCGUCUUUACGUUGGAUCAAAAUCAUUUGUGUUGUUUUCUAUUAAGGUCCACGUCUAAAUUAAUGGUUACUGCUCUUCUCAUUUUCUCGUAAUUUUAAGUCUUAAGCUUCCAGUUUAAAGCUCUUCACAAAGUUGGAAAAUGUCUUUGAUUGUUUUGUAUGUUUUGUACUAUUCGGGAAUUGUUGAUGAAUUUCUAGUGGCAAUUUCUAUACUAGAAAUACUAAUGAUAAUCUAUACUAAUGAGUAACUACAGUUGUGACUGUGAGAAACAACAUGUGUAUUAGAAGGGCUAGUCAUUUGUUUGUGUAUGUGUGUAACUAGAUAAGGGUAAUUGAGCGAUGGUGGCGCAUGGAGUAGAGCGGAUGUGUUGGGAACCGCAAGGUCGGUGCUUUGAAUCCUGGCUGCUCCAUGCGCCAUGUUGAAAUGUCCUUGAGCAACACACCCAACCCUGUGCUGUUCCCUGGGCUUUGGAUAAAAGCGUCAGCUGAAUGACAUGUAAUGUAAUUAGCUCACAGCUUGUGUGGUCAUGUAACAAAUAAAGCAAUUUACA